CAGCAGACAAGCUUUGCUGCAGAGGCCAUGGGCUGCUGGAAGCCAGAGAAGAGCCACACCUGGACUUUCCCCACCCUGAUCCUCUGCCUCUAUGGAUUCUUCUACAUGAUGAAACCAUCAGAACCUUUCCUAACACCCUAUCUAACAGGACCAGAUAAAAACUUGACCAUAGAUGAGGUUACCAACCAGAUUUUCCCGGUUUGGACAUACUCCUACCUCGCACUCCUUUUCCCAGUCUUCCUGAUUACAGACUACCUACGCUACAAGCCCGUCCUCCUCCUCCAGGGCAUCAGCCUCAUCGUCACGUGGCUCUUGCUCCUCUUCGCACACGGAGUGGUGGCCAUGCAGGUGGUGGAAUUCUUCUACGGGAUGGUGACAGCCACCGAGGUCGCCUACUACGCCUACAUCUACAGCGUCGUCAGCACCGAUCACUAUCAGCGAGUGACGAGCUAUUGCAGAAGUAUCACUCUUGUUGCAGCCACCCUUGCCGCUGUGCUGGGACAGCUGCUGGUUUCCUUAGCAGAUGUAUCCUACUUUCACCUCAAUGCCAUUACUUUGGCUUCCGUGUCCCUGGCAUUCGUGUGUUCGUUUUUCCUCCCGAUGCCUCAAAAGAGUAUGUUCUUCCACAGGAAGGAUGUCUCAGAAACUCUCCCAGGACCAGAUAAAGCUGUGGCUACAGGCGACUCCGACAGGCCAUCGAGCGGCCAAGAGGACAAGGGCUCCGUGUCUGCUGACAGGGGACCAACACCUGAGCAGCAGGCUGAUAAUGCCAAGCCCCAGAAUCAUGUGCUCAGAGUGCUGGUGCAGCUGAGCAAGGACCUGAGGGACUGCUACAGCUCUAGGAAACUUCUCUACUGGUCCCUGUGGUGGGCUCUGGCUACAGCAGGCUUUAACCAGGUUCUGAAUUAUAUCCAAGUGCUGUGGGACUUCAGAGCCCCCUCUCACAGCUCUGCAGUGUACAAUGGAGCUGUUGAAGCAAUAGCAACUUUUUUAGGUUCGGCAACAUCCAUGGCAGUUGGAUAUGUCAAAGUAAACUGGGAUCUUUCUGGAGAACUGGCUUUGGGAAUUUUCUCUGCAAUGGAUGCUGGUUCUCUGUUUCUCAUGCGCUUUACUGACAACAUCUGGGCAUGUUAUGCUGGUUACCUUGUGUUUAAAGCAUGCUAUAUGCUCCUUAUAACAAUAGCAACGUUUCAGAUUGCCGUCAAUCUCAGCAUGGAACGUUAUGCUUUGAUGUUUGGCUUCAACAAUUUUGUUGCACUGGUGAUUCAGACAAUUUUAACUGUGGUUGUAGUAGAUUCAAAAGGUCUGGGACUGGAUAUCAGCACCCAGUUUCUCAUUUAUGGCAGCUACUUUGCAUUCACAGCCGGAAUUUUCCUGAUCAGAAGCAUAUACACCAUUAUCUCCAUCAAAUGCAGAAAUACCAGCGCGGCUGGUGAAAGCAUUGAUCAGUAA
Messenger RNA from Nipponia nippon (crested ibis), 1452 nucleotides. The record is from RefSeq and is a predicted model, not a curated record. NCBI's taxonomy places the organism in Eukaryota, Metazoa, Chordata, Aves, Pelecaniformes, Threskiornithidae.